CAUCUGACUGAUAUAUUUUGCAUGGGUUUUCUACUUAUACUUGUAUACUGAAGAGCUUUAAUCAUCUUGUUUCAUUGUGCAUAGUAUUUGAUGGGUGUACAAGGCUCGUCAAUGUCUUAUACAGAACUGGAACAAGGUUAUCAAGGUUUGAAACAGUCUCGGCCCUGCUUUUAUAUUGGUGAAGAUGAAUGUUCUUUGUCACAUAAAAUAACAAAGGAAAGUGAAAAGCAUGCAGAUGAGGAUGAUCUCUCAGAAGGUAAACAAGUUAUUGUUGGUAUUUGUGCUAUGUCAAAAAAAUCUCAGUCAAAACCAAUGAAAGAAAUACUGACUCGUCUGGAAGAGUUUGAAUACUUGAAAACUGUCGUAUUCCAAGAAGAUGUUAUAUUGAAUGAACCAGUAGAAAAGUGGCCAAUAUGCGAUUGCCUUAUAUCAUUUCAUUCAAAAGGGUUUCCAUUAGCAAAAGCUGUGGAGUAUGCAAAUCUAAGGAAACCUUUUAUUAUUAAUGAUUUGUUCAUGCAAUAUGACAUCCAAGACAGACGAAAAGUUUAUAGUAUUUUGGAAAAUGAAGGUAUUGAGCUUCCUAGAUAUGCUGUUUUGGAUCGAGAGUCUGAAAAUCCUUCUGAAUUAGUUGAAAGUGAAGAUCAUGUAGAAGUAGAUGGAGUAACUUUUAAUAAACCUUUUGUUGAAAAGCCUAUAUCUGCAGAGGACCACAAUAUUUAUAUAUAUUACCCAACAUCAGCUGGUGGUGGGAGUCAGCGACUUUUUCGAAAGAUUGGUAGCAGAAGUAGCGUUUAUUCACCAGAAAGUAGAGUAAGAAAAUCUGGAUCAUUCAUCUAUGAAGAAUUUAUGCCUACUGAUGGUACUGAUGUCAAAGUAUACACAGUGGGACCUGAUUAUGCCCACGCGGAAGCUCGAAAAUCUCCGGCUUUAGAUGGGAAAGUGGAAAGAGACAAGGAAGGCAAAGAAGUGAGAUAUCCAGUCAUUUUAAGUAAUGCUGAGAAACUGAUAGCACGAAAAGUUUGUUUAGCUUUCAAGCAAACAGUUUGUGGAUUUGAUCUUCUUAGAGCUAAUGGAAAAUCCUACGUAUGUGAUGUAAAUGGCUUUAGUUUUGUGAAGAAUUCUAUGAAAUACUAUGAUGAUUGCUCUAAAAUUCUAGGAAACAUGAUUCUACGUGAACUUACACCUCAGCUUCAUAUACCAUGGUCAAUGCCUUUUCAGUUAGAUGAUCCACCAAUUGUUCCUACAACAUUUGGGAAAAUGAUGGAACUACGUUGUGUUAUUGCUAUUAUUCGGCAUGGGGAUCGAACUCCGAAACAGAAAAUGAAAAUGGAAGUUAAACAUUACAAAUUCUUUGAAAUAUUUAAAAAAUAUGGUGGAUACAAAGAUGGACAUGUGAAGUUGAAAAAACCAAAACAACUUCAAGAAAUUUUAGAUAUUUCACGAUUUUUGUUAAGUGAAAUAGAACUAAAGCCUGAACUUGAAAUAGAAGAAAACAAAGCAAAAUUAGAACAACUAAAAGCUGUGCUAGAGAUGUAUGGACAUUUUUCUGGCAUUAAUAGAAAAGUGCAAUUGAAAUAUCAACCUCAAGGAAGACCUCGACGCUCCAGCAGUGAUGAAGAAUUUAGUUCUUCCUUAUUGAAUUCCAAAAUUGAUGAAGGAACAAUUUUCCAAUCAUUGGGAGAUAAAGUUGUUUCUCUGGAAAAUUCAUCUUUUCCUAAUACAGAUACACCCAGAGAGCCAUCUCUUGUCCUUAUUUUAAAAUGGGGUGGUGAACUAACUCCUGCUGGCAGAGUGCAAGCUGAAGAACUGGGGCGGGUGUUUCGAUGUAUGUACCCAGGUGGACAAGGUGAAUAUGCUGGAACACAAGGUUUGGGCCUUUUACGUUUACAUAGUACUUAUCGUCAUGAUUUAAAAAUUUAUGCAUCUGAUGAAGGAAGAGUACAAAUGACUGCUGCAGCUUUUGCAAAAGGAUUGUUGGCCUUAGAAGGUGAGCUUACUCCAAUCUUGGUUCAAAUGGUUAAAAGUGCAAAUACAAAUGGUUUAUUAGAUAAUGAUUGUGAUUCAAGUAAUUAUCAAAAUAUGGUCAAGCAAAAACUUCAUGAUACUUUACAAAUUGAUAGAGAGUUUAGUGAAGAAGACUUUGAAAAGUUAAAUCCUACAAAGGCAAGAUCUAUUCAUAAUGCACUGCAAUUUAUUAAGAAUCCUGUUAAAGCUUGUGAACAUGUGUAUGAUUUGGUACAGCAAUUAAACAUCCUCAUUAAAAGAAAAAAAGAAGAUCCAAGACUGCAAGAAGCUCCUCUAUAUCAUGGAGAAACAUGGGACCUAAUGCAAAGGAGGUGGUCAAAACUAGAGAAAGACUUCAAGCUUAAGACUGGUAAAUUUGACAUCAGCAAAGUUCCUGAUAUUUAUGACUGCAUAAAAUAUGAUUUGCAACACAAUCAUCAUAAUUUGCAGUUCCAGCAUGCAGAAGAACUCUAUAUAUAUGCCAAAGCUUUAGCAGAUAUAGUGAUUCCCCAAGAAUAUGGAAUAAAUCAACAAGAGAAGCUUACGAUUGGAUUGGGAAUCUGCACACCUCUUUUAAAGAAAAUACGUGCAGACCUGCAUAGAAAUAUUGAUCCUUCUGCUGACGAAACAGAAAAUGUUAACAGAUUAAAUCCAAUGUAUUCACACGGCGUUUCAUCCCCAGAGCGGCAUGUUAGAACUCGAUUGUAUUUUACAAGUGAAAGUCACAUCCAUUCUUUACUAACAGUUCUGCGCUAUGGUGGUUUACUUGAUUGGCCAGAAGCAAGUUUGCUCUGUAGUUGUUUACCUGAAGACACUCAAGAUGAACAAUGGAGGAGGGCAAUGGAGUAUGUUAGUGCAGUUUCAGAGCUUAAUUAUAUGACUCAAGUCGUUAUUAUGUUGUAUGAAGAUCCUACAAAAGAUAUCUCAUCGGAAGAAAGAUUUCAUGUAGAGCUUCACUUUAGUCCUGGUGUAGUUUGUUGUGUACAGAAAAAUUUGCCACCUGGUCCUGGCUUCAGACCUCAGUCACGGAGUGGACCUAAAGAAAGACUUAAUUGUCCCAUGAUUAUGAUGUCUGGAGAUAAACAUGCACAAGGUUGUGGUUAUGAGUAUGAAAAACAUGCUCGCAUUGAUGAAGAAGAUGAUGAUCUUACUUUAGAGGAGGAAAUAAACUGUCAUGAUGUUGGAAGUGAUCCUGAUUCUCCAACUAUUUUGGAAGAAAAUGAACUAAAAUAUGAGAAGAAACUAGUUUCAAGUCGAUCAAAAGCUUCAGAACCUAUUCCAAUUCAAAGAAAUGCUGUAAAAUCUGUCUCAAAUGUCCAACACAAACCAUGUAUUAUUAUGAAGAGUAAUAGCGAUUCCUCUCGGCCUAGAAGUCUUGAUAAUGAAAGUAUUAACAAAAAGUCUUCAAAAACUGAAAAAGGUAGUCCUCAUACUCAAAGUCUAGAAGAUGUCUCUGUAAAUAACAGAAAUACUCCAGAAAGAAGAGAAAGUUUCCAGCACCGACAUUCUGUUCCUGGUCAACUCUGUUCAUAUCUUAGGAUGUGUAGUGCUGCGGAUUUGGCAAAAAUAUAUGGUUCAACAAAUACCUGUUGUAAUUUCUUAGGUUCAACUAACAGUCUUUUCAGCACUGCUGUGAUAAGUGGAUCUUCUAGUGCUCCAGAACUUAAAAAUGCAGUUCCGCCUUCAACUGAUGGAUACUGCAGUGUUCCUAGUAUUCGACCUUUGGAAACAUUGCAUAAUGCAUUGUCUUUAAAGCAAUUGGACAGUUUUUUAGAAAGAAUGACAAGUGCUACUUUUCGAAUGUCAUUACAAGCUAUGUGCAAGUUAUCUACGUCUUCGUCGGCUUCUUCUGGAAAUUCAUCCAGUUCUCAACCAUCUGCUCUUCCUAUUGUUUCCCCCUCAAGCAGUAUUCUUUGGAGUGGACCUCCAUCUUUCGUAUCCAGCAGUGGUCCUUCAUCACCCAAUUCAUCAACAUUAGAUAUAUGGGCCAGGUGGAGACAGAUGACUGAAGUGGACUCAGUGUUAGAUUUCUCAGGUCCUGGAAGUCGCAGCAGUCUCAGCAAUCCUCCGUCUCCACAUGACCCUUGUUACUAUAACAACAGCCUGUGACAAAAAUGUAAAUCUUAAAGCAAUAUAUAUUUUUCAAGAACAUAGUCCAUAGCAGUAUUAAAUUAUUAAAGAGUUGUAAAUAUUUAAAUAAAAAAUAGAUUUUAAUU
Molecule: messenger RNA, 4220 nt
Organism: Uloborus diversus
Lineage: Eukaryota; Metazoa; Arthropoda; Arachnida; Araneae; Uloboridae
Product: inositol hexakisphosphate and diphosphoinositol-pentakisphosphate kinase-like
Exons: 33
Coding region: 91-4113 (1340 amino acids)
Biological process (GO): inositol metabolic process; inositol phosphate biosynthetic process
Cellular component (GO): cytosol
Molecular function (GO): metal ion binding; diphosphoinositol pentakisphosphate kinase activity; ATP binding
Source: RefSeq, a predicted model, not a curated record